CGCCUGCGCCGGGGCCACGAGCUGCGGCGGUCGGAGUCUGGGGGGCUCCUGCGCCCCACGCGCCUCCGCACCAAGAGCGAGGGCGAUGCCAGCUCCCUGCACACCUGCCCCAGCAAGCGGGACUUGCUGUACCCGGAGCUGACCAGGGUCGGGGGCCGGCUGCACACCGACCCCGUGCAGACGGGGGGACUCUGGAAACUCCUCACGAGUCGCUUCCGAAGGCGAGAGCGUGGCAGCACGGGCAGCGUGUGCCCCAAAGACCCCCAGGGCAGUGUUGAGCCUGUCCUCCUGGCUGGGGGUCCUCUGCGGGCUCUGGAUUCAUUUGUGAACAGCCAGGAAUGGACCCUGAGUCGCUCGGUACCUGAGCUGAAGGUGGGCAUCGUGGGGAACCUGUCCAGUGGCAAGUCUGCCCUGGUGCACCGCUACCUGACCGGCACCUACGUGCAGGAGGAGUCUCCAGAGGGUGGCCGCUUUAAGAAGGAGAUCGUGGUGGAUGGUCAGAGCUACUUGCUGCUGAUUCGAGAUGAAGGGGGCCCCCCUGAGCUCCAGUUUGCUGCCUGGGUGGAUGCAGUGGUGUUUGUCUUCAGCCUGGAGGAUGAGAUCAGCUUCCAGACCGUCUACAACUACUACCUGCGGCUCUGCAGCUACCGGAACACAGCGGAGGUGCCGAUGGUGCUGGUGGGCACACAGGAUGCCAUCAGUGCCACCAACCCCCGCGUCAUCGAUGACUCCCGGGCACGGAAGCUCUCCAAUGAUUUGAAGCGCUGCACUUACUACGAGACCUGUGCUACCUAUGGCCUGAAUGUGGAGAGGGUCUUCCAGGACGUGGCUCAGAAGGUGGUGGCUCUCCGGAAGAAGCACCAGCUGUCCAUCGGCCCCUGCAAGUCCCUGCCCAACUCACCCAGCCACUCAUCUGUUUCCGCAGCCUCCAUUCCUUCUGUCCACAUCAACCAGGCCACCAACGGUGGAGGAGCCUUCAGUGACUACUCCUCCUCUGUGCCCUCCACCCCAAGCAUCAGCCAGCGGGAGCUGCGGAUUGAGACCAUCGCUGCCUCCAACACCCCCACCCCCAUCCGCAAGCAGUCCAAGCGGCGCUCCAACAUCUUCACGGUAAGCAGCACAGGGAGCCCAGGGGCUCUGGGGAGGGUUUUGAGCACAGGAGAGGGCAGGGGAGCGGGUCACAGCAGCCUGAGCCCACAGGGCAUUCUCCUCAAACGCAGUGGCAAGUCCCUCAACAAGGAGUGGAAGAAGAAGUAUGUGACACUGUGUGACAAUGGGGUCCUCACCUACCACCCCAGCCUGCACGAUUACAUGCAGAACGUGCACGGGAAGGAGAUUGAUCUGCUGAGAACUACGGUGAAGGUGCCGGGCAAGCGGCUCCCCAGGGCCACGGCAGCAGCAGCAGCAGCAGCGGCAGCGCCCAGCGCCAGCCCCAAAGCCAACGGGCUGGCCAAGGAGCGGAGCAGCUCGCAGCUGGCAGGAGGAACAGGUGCUCCCCACUCGACCAGCAGCACCUCCCUGCACUCUGAGCGCUCCAUCAGUGGCAUCAACCUUGUGGGCUUCAGCUCCAAGCCAGACGGGAUGCACCAGCGCUCCUACUCUGUCUCCAGUGCAGACCAGUGGAACGAGGCUGUGGCCAUCCCUGGCAGCUGCCCCAACCCCGCUAACGGUACUGCCGACUCACUCAGCUCCAGCCCAAACAUUUCCAGUGCCGCCAGCCCAAAGCUGGAACCGCCUCCGUCACCACAUGCCAACAGGAAAAAGCAUCGCAGGAAAAAGAGCACGGGGACAACUCGGCUUGAUGGCCCCAGCACGGCAGCAGAAGAACCAGAUGAGCCAUUUGAGUUCAUUAUCGUGUCACUGACGGGCCAGACAUGGCUCUUUGAAGCCUCAACAUCAGAGGAGCGGGAGCUCUGGGUGCAGGCCAUUGAGAGCCAGAUCCUGGCCAGCCUGCAGGGAUGUGAGAGCAGCAAAAACAAGGCUCGGCUGGGCAGCCAGGGCGAUGCACAGGCCAUGCAGGCCGUCCGUACCGCACGUGGGAACAGCUUCUGCGUGGACUGCGAUGCACCGAAUCCGGACUGGGCCAGUCUGAACCUGGGUGCUCUCAUGUGCAUCGAGUGCUCUGGGAUCCAUCGCAACCUGGGCACCCACCUGUCCCGCGUGCGCUCCCUGGACCUGGAUGACUGGCCUAGCGAGCUUCUUAUGGUCAUGACUGCCAUCGGCAACGCACUUGCAAACGCUGUCUGGGAGGGAAUGGUGGAGGGGUACCCCAAGCCCACGCCUGAGAGCAGUCGGGAGGAGAAGGAGCACUGGAUCCGGGCUAAGUAUGAGCAGAAGCUCUUUCUGGCCCCACUGCCCCAGUCUGACAUCCCCCUGGGGCAGCAGCUGCUGCGGGCCGUGGUGGAGGAUGACCUGCGCCUUGUGGUGACGCUUCUGGCCCAUGGCACCAAGGAGGAAGUCAACGAGACCUACGGAGAUGGAGACGGGCGCACAGCGCUGCAUCUGUCUUGCGCAAUGGCCAACGUGGUCUUCACACUGCUGCUCAUCUGGUACGGAGUGGAUGUGAAGAGCCGGGAUGCUCGGGGCCUGACCCCACUGGCCUAUGCCCGGCGAGCCGGCAGCCAGGAGUGCAUCGACAUCUUGCUGCAGCACGGCUGCCCCAGCGACAGCAGCGCCACGCUGACCCCCAGCCUGCCCCGCCGCAACGCCAAUGCCAACAACAACGCCUGCGCCGCGGCGCCUCUUGAGUUCAGCACCAGCCCCAGCACAGUCUAGCCCUGCACGGACCCUCUGGUCGCCACAGCUGCCCUCUAGCCCUGCCGGGGACCAGGGCCACAGGAGUGGCUCUGAGAGCAGCACAGAUGGGCCCCCAUGGUGUUUGCCUGCACCAGAACCCCCGUUCCAGCCAGGAGGAGGCUGGGAGCCAGCAUCCUGCUCCUCUGCGCUGGUUCCAGCCACCUCUCACAGACCCAAUGCUGGCAGCUUGUGGAGGAGCUCCUGCAGAAUCACUGGGGUGGCUCCAGUGCACCCCAUUUACAUGACCGGUACAUGGAUGGGGAGGCAGUUUCUCCUGCCACCCCCAUUUGCAGAUAAAGCAGGGGCUGGGGGCAGUUCAGGUGUGUAGCCCUCCCCUGCACAGCAGUACCAAGGAGGCUGACGGCUGCACUUGUGCCCUCAGACAGGUCUGUUUGGGCACUUUCCUCCUGCUCUCCCUCCAUGCUGGCCUCUCCACACUCCCCAUUGCAGUGAUGAGGUGGGGGGCAGCAGGAGGUGUGUGUUUCUCCAUUGCACCCCCAUGCUCCUCUGCUUGAGGCCGGUGCAGGAGGAAUGCACAUGCCAAUAUUGCUCCCCGUGUGCUGAUGCAAGGAUGGCAUCUCCCCAGCGCAGCCCCUGGACAAAGGCCUCCCCAGCCUCCCUGGUGACCCGGAGGGGGGAGGAGGAUGGUCACCCUGGGAUCCCCAGCUCUGUCUGUCUGUCUGUCUGUAGAGUCACUGUCCUUCCAGGUUAAAGCUCCAAGCCAUACACAGUGUCUCCAUCAGAGCCUCCCGCUGGCUCCCGCUGCUGCCCAGGUGGGGCUGGUCUCCAGCUGAGCAAGAGGAGGAGAGGAGCAUCUCCCUUUGCAUUAGGGUCAAGCCUCUAGCUGAAUGCUGGAACCUCAAGGCUUUGGACACUGCUAUGGAAUGUCUCUGUCACUUGUGUAUAAAAUGUACAUUGGAAAUAUUUAUAUGGACACUCUGUAUAUAUGGUUUCUUUUCCAUGAGUUGCCCUGUGUGUGUUAUCUGCAGCCAAGGAGAUAAAGGCCAAUAAAGCAACCCACCUCCUGCCAGG
Molecule: messenger RNA, 3828 nt
Organism: Cyanistes caeruleus (blue tit)
Lineage: Eukaryota; Metazoa; Chordata; Aves; Passeriformes; Paridae
Source: RefSeq, a predicted model, not a curated record